This is a messenger RNA of Dromaius novaehollandiae (emu), 1326 nucleotides long. It is a transcript of the gene TMEM183A, whose product is annotated as transmembrane protein 183A. Gene Ontology annotation, biological process: regulation of protein stability. The record is from RefSeq and is a predicted model, not a curated record. Gene Ontology annotation, cellular component: SCF ubiquitin ligase complex. Gene Ontology annotation, molecular function: protein binding. Bases 89 to 1195 code for a protein of 368 amino acids. The transcript is spliced from 8 exons. NCBI's taxonomy places the organism in Eukaryota, Metazoa, Chordata, Aves, Casuariiformes, Dromaiidae.
GAGACGCGGCGGGCGGCGGAGCCGGCCGGGGGGGGGGGGGCGGCGCUGUCACCGGGCCGCUCCGCUCCGCUCCGCUGCGGCCCGGGACAUGGCCCCGCGCGGCCGCCCCGUAGCCGCCGCCAUGCCCAAGCGGGGCGCCCGCAAGCGCCUCAAGUUCCGGGCCGACGACGUCUGCUCCGAGCGCGUGACGGUGGCAGAUUAUGCCAACUCAGACCCAGCUGUCGUGAAAUCGGGACGUGUGAAAAAAGCUGUGGCCAAUGCAGUUCAGCAGGAAGUAAAAUCCCUCUGUGGUUUGGAAGCUUCUUGUGUUCCUGCUGAGGAAGUUCUCUCCGUAUCUGGAGAGUCUUGUGACAGUAGCGAUGAAAUGGAUACAAAGGAAAGCAUCAACGGACGAACUGCGUCUAGAAAAAAGAAGAGCAAAAGGCACAAAGAAAAUCCUGAUGGUGAUGGUGGAGAAGAAUAUCCCAUAGAUAUCUGGCUGUUGCUGGCUUCCUACAUUCGCCCUGAAGACAUUGUCCGGUUUUCUCUGAUUUGCAAGAAAGCCUGGACUGUUACUUGCACUGCCGCCUUUUGGACCAGGCUCUACAGAAGGCACUACAGUCUGGACGCGUACCUGCCUCUCCGCUUGCGACCAGAAUCCAUGGAGAAGCUGCACUGUCUCCGUGCAUGUGUCAUCCGGUCACUGUACCAUAUGUAUGAACCUUUUGCAUCUCGAGUCUCCAGGAAUCCAGCUAUUCCAGACAGUACUCCUAGCACUUUAAAAAAUUCCAGAUGUCUGCUUUUCUGGUGCAAAAAGAUUGAAGGGAACAGACAAGAAUCAAUGUGGGAAUUCAAUUUCAAGUUCAAAAAGCAGUCUCCCAGAUUAAAGAGCAACUGUUGCAAAGGUCUUCAGCCACCCAUUCAAUAUGAGGAAGUCCAUACAAACCCUGAUCAGGAUUGCUGUCUACUGCAGAUCACCACGUUUAACUUCAUAUUUGUGCCAAUAGUCAUGGGUAUGACGUUUACCUUGUUCACCAUCAAUGUGAGUACAGACAUGAGGCAUCAUCGUGUGCGCCUGGUGUUCCAGGAUGCUCCUGUUCGCAAUGGCAAGAAACCUCGCCUUGAUCAAGGAGUACAGGUGGUGUUGGACCCAGUGCAUAGCGUGCGGCUCCUGGAUUGGUGGCACCCACAGUACCCCUUUUCUCCAAAAGCUUAGUGCUCUCCUGAGUCUGCAGCAGCCGGCAGGUGACUGAAUCUGGCAGGCUGAAGAGAAUUUCUAGGAACCAGGAAAUCGUAUUUUUAUUUCUUAAAUAAAUUCUGCAGUCUCCUUGCAAGUGGUUGAAGCUA